AGCUCCGGUUGCCAUUCAUGCAACACCGGAGCCAACUACCGUGGUUGAAGGAGAGUCCGCUGUCCUCACCUGCACAGCAACUGGAUCACCUGGUCUUCACCUGGCAUGGAAACCGAAGAAUUCCGCUACCGUGCUGAACGAGACACACGUGAAUCAAAGUCAUGAUUCCGAGGGACGAUUAGAUUUGAUUCUGGACAACGUACAGGCCGCACAACAUGGAGAAGUAUACGUAUGCGAGGCCAGAACAAGUUAUCCUCUCGAUGCAGCCCCGGCAAGGGCUGAAUUCGUUCUGGACGUGGCCCGUAAUGAUCGCACGGGUGGUUCUAUUUCCGUUUCAGUCCCUCCAACGAUCAACUCGUCCACCUCUACCAUCUACACGGACUUUCAUGUGCCCGAGGAAGUAAAUAUCACGGUGACCGGAUACCCAGUCCCAGAUGUGACUUGUGAAAAUUUGGAACUCGAUCCAGGCACUGAGGUAGCAAGUCAACCGCAAGGGGGCGUGAUGAUCUAUCGCUUGGGCAUUCCCAGCAUUAAAGAAACGCAUUUACGUCGUUAUGUGUGCAAAGCGGAAAAUCCCUUUGGUGUGGCCAUACUACCGGUGGAAUUUACUCUGGCCCCAUCAAAUCCCGAAGUUCUGUCACCGAGUCAGACAAAGUAUGCGGACUAUUAUUUAUUAAAAUGGAAAACACACUCUGGUGCCCCGCUAGUCAAUGCCACGCUGAACAUCGAAGAAUACAUGGAAGAUGAGUCUACCGGAAAUCUGUAUCCACGAGCAGCACUGAACAAGAGUGUCACUGGACAUCGGGUUCAUACUGUGGCCCUCGGAUUACAUGAGUUGGAUCGAAUGAACGCAGACGUGUGGCCGUCUCCGGAUGCCCAGGUUACGGAAGGAUCCGAAGUGAACAGUAGUCCAAACACCUUUGAGCGGGAACGGACUGUAUGGCAUCAUUUGACUAAUUUAUCAGCUAACACCGAGCACCGGCUUACCGUGACCGUGUGCAAUGAGUACGCCUGUGGCGAAUCUAAGCCUUAUCUGUUUCGCACAAAC
Echinostoma caproni is the source of this 1048-nucleotide messenger RNA. The record is from the annotation of a GenBank genome assembly. Lineage: Eukaryota; Metazoa; Platyhelminthes; Trematoda; Plagiorchiida; Echinostomatidae.